AUGGCGCCCUCGUCGUCCUCGUCGUCGUCGGGCGCAUCGACUUCCGUGCAAGUCGCUCUGCGCAUACGACCAACGACUACACAGGACACUGUAUCCAUUCCCGCUCGUUUUCAACGGACUGUCAUUCAUGGAACUUCUUCUACUAGUGUGACCGUAGAUGCUUCUGCCGCUGCUCCUACUGCAUCUGGUUCUGCUACUGCCGUCGCAACUCCAUCCACUGCCGCCGGGAAAAAGCAGGUGUUCACUUUCGACCAAGUCCAUCCUCCCACCGUUACCCAGCAUUCACUCUUCACAAGCACUGCCCAGCCCCUCAUAUCACGUUUCAUGGAAGGAUUUAAUUGUACAAUUCUCGCCUACGGACAAACAAGCAGCGGAAAGACAUUUACCAUGACUGGUGUGGACCUUGAUGCCGACCCCUCAGAUCCUAAUAAUGGUAUGGGUAUCAUACCGAGAGCCGUGUCUACUAUAUUCUCGCAGGCGAGAAAACUUAAAGAACAACGUGGCGGGACCUGGAAUUACAGCAUAAAAGGGUCAUUUAUAGAAGUGUAUAACGAGGAUUUGAUCGACUUGCUCAGUUCCGACGAGGCAACUGGGUUGCGGCGCGAGGUACAGAUUAGGGAAGGGAAAGAUGGAUCCAUAAUUUGGGGCGGCCUACGUGAAGUGACGGUGCGAAAUAGCACUGAAGUCAUGCACCUUAUCCGACAGGGAACCGCGAUAAGAAGAACGAAUGAAACGGAUAUGAACGCUCAAUCGUCUCGUUCGCAUGCGAUCUUUUCUCUAACACUGACCCAGAAGAAAUACACUGGCUCAGGCGUACCACCUCGCUCAUCCUCACCAUUACCACCUGGCGGCCGUUCUCCUUCGCGUCUAGCUCGUCCUGGAUCAUUAUACACAGGUGGCAGCUCUCCUAAUGCAAGAGUAUCGUCGCCUACCAUGGGUAGGCCAUCGACUCCGAGUUUCCAGGCAGCUAUGGGACGAGGCGGAGGACUGCGUCCUGCAAGCUCUCUUGGUCUUCGUCCUCCCGAUAAUCGGCAAGAUGAUGAUGAGGGCGGCGAGUGGACCACUAUAGUGUCCAAGUUUCACUUCGUCGACCUGGCCGGUUCGGAGCGCUUAAAACGUACCGCUGCUGCGGGGGAGCGAAUCAAAGAAGGAAUCUCCAUCAACAGCGGUCUUCUCGCUCUCGGUAACGUCAUAUCGGCGCUAGGUGACCCUUCACGUGCGAAGUCACAUACUAACUCUCACGUCCCCUAUCGCGACUCCAAGCUCACCCGCCUCCUUCAAGACUCGCUUGGGGGCAAUGCACACACUCUCAUGAUCGCUUGUGUCAGUCCCACGGAAUGGAACAUUGGUGAAACUGUCAACACUCUGAAGUAUGCCAACCGCGCCCGAAAUAUCAAGAACCGUGCAAUUGUCAACGAAAGGGAAGAUGGUUGGGAUGAUAUCGAAUGGCUACAAGGAACGGUCACGCGUCUUCGCAAGGAGGUCAAACAACUCAAAGAAGGUGGCACCAUCACUUCUUCUACCUCUCCAGCCGUUGGUGAGGUAACGGAGGGAAACUCCAAAAAGAUCCUUACACAAAUGACAGAGCUUCAGAAUAAUUACGAGAGUCUACGCGAGAAAUACGUGGAGCGGACGGAAGACCUGACUCGCUUACGUCGCGAGGUUGGCGAGCGUCACCGCACUUCAUCUGGCGGAACUGUUGGCGGUACGGCUAAAUACGAGGAGAUUGUUGGACCGGUCAUCGAGGAAUACGAGAAGACCAUCAGCGCCAUGGAGGCUGAGCUCGGCCUCAAUCGCGCUGCGCUUCGACUGACCAAUGACAUGAUGGAGGAAAAAGAAGAAGAGCUUGCUCAGAUCACCGAGAGACAUUCUGCGACUGAAUUAUAUGUUGAGGAACUCCGUACGCGACUGGCAAAGCUUACGGAACGGGAAGCAUCAACUGAGGCUUACGUCCGUGACCUGGAGGAGAAGAUGAAGUGUUGUGACGAAACAUCUAUGUCAUCGAGCGAGUCACUGACUGACCUGAAGCGCGAGGUCUCUCGUUAUAAGGAGGCUGAAUCGCACUCAGCCUCGUACAUAGCUGACCUUGAAGCUCGCCUCGCUCGCUCCGAUGAAUCGGUGCUAACCCUGCAGCAGACGAUCGAGCGGCUCGAGAAUGACUGUGAGCGUCGAAGAGAGGAGGUAGAGGCUCUGACGACACGCUUGGAGAAUCUCAGCCAAGACGGUGCUAGUUGGCGGACUGAUCUCGAAGCAAGGGAGAGGAAGGUUAAAGAACUGGAGCAGAAGAUGGAAGCCUGGGAGCGAAAGAGGAAGGAAGUCAACGAAGAUCGCAUCCGGCUUGGUGACGUGGUUGGUGAGGUUGAGCUGGCGAAACGUAGUCUCGAGUCCUUGAACGGCGGGAGCACCAAAGUCAAUUCUCCUAGUGCUUCCGGUGCCAGCACGCCUCCUACUGUGGACCUUUCCGUGGAGAAUCAAUUGGUCGCCCUACGGCAAACUCACGCUGCGACACUCAUAGAUCUUUCGUCUGUUUCGAAGAAGUACCAGGACGCCCUUCAGGAGAUUGCUGAUCUUGCUGCUCAAAUCCAGGAAGCUAAACUCAGUAAUCCGAUGAUCCCGGAGACUUCGGCCGUUGAUAAAGCGGACACCCCGCUAUUCCGUCGUCGAAAGACGUCAUCCAAGAGUCGAGACAGUCUUGCUGACCCUGUAUAUGAUGCAGCUGGUCGACGUCUUUUUUUCAGGCAGGCAGCCUCCGUAGAUUCUCUUCACGGAAGGGCAUUACUUCAGUCGUUGCCGCCAUCGCUUUCGCUUUCACAGGAGCUCUCAUCAGUGAGGUCUCGAGAGGCUUCGAUAUCAAGCCACGGAAGCAGUGGUUCCGUCUCGCAUUCUCCAUCGCAUCGCCCGAACCUCUCCAUCUCUCUUUCCAGUGUUACUGGCGCUACCACUCCCAGUGAUCAGCGCUCUGCGGUGAGUAUGGAGAAGGAGAUUAUGCGCUUGCAAGAGGUUCUUAGGGAGCGUGAAGCUGAAAUUAGCACUCUUGAGUCUUCGCUGAACGAAAAGGAACAGACAGCGCCAACUCCGGUUGAACCGCAUGCUCUCCAAUCUAUAGAGGCCGACGAUUUGACACACCUUUCGCCCAAGACGAUUCAGAAGUUCGACGCCGUUCGAAAGAGCAUGAAGCUACAUCACGAUCUCAUCCCUGAUGUCGAUAGCGAUGUACCUGAUAACGAUGUCGAUGAAUCGCUUGACAGGUUAAAUGAACUUAUGCUGUCUAUGGCACAGAAGGAGUCUCAGCACAAAGAACUCGUUGACUCCCUUCAUGGCCAACUUGCUGUGGUGCAACGUGCGCACGAUGAGUUGACCACUCUUUCUAGGGAUCAGGCGCUGAACAUGUCGACCGAACUUGAAGGUCUUCGUGCCAAACACCACGAUGAUCUUUUGGAGUUGGAGGCAGUCAAGCAGCGUGAGGCGGAGCUUCUCGCAUCCAUCAAGAUAGCUCAGGAGGGUUACGCUGCCGAGCUUGCGGGGCUAAAGUUCAAGCACGAGGAUGCUCUUCGUGCGAAAGGAAUCGAGAUCGAGGAAUUAAUCUCUUGCCUGAAAGACGAGCAUGAGACAUCUCUUGAUACUUUACGAGAACAGCUGUCAGAGGCAUCUGCAGCUCUCGAGAAGGCCCUCAAGGAGCAUGAGAGUGCGUUCGGCAAGCUCCAAGCUGAACAUGAAGAGGUCCUCCAGCGACAUUCUCAAGAGGCUAAGGAGAUUCUCGAGCGCACCAUCGAAGAGCAUCAGCAUGCUAUAGCCAAAUCCAAGGCCGACCAUGCAGAAGUCUUGAAGUCUAAAGACGAGCAAGUAGCCACCGACCUCCACCGCACCGAAGAGGAGUACUACAAUGCGCUCACUAAACUUCGCAAGGACCACGCAGAUGCUUUGCAAAGGCAAGCUACCGAAGCUGCUGCGAUGCUUGAGCGCUUGCGUGAGGAUCACGCUAGCGAGCUUCGCAUGUCUGAGAAAGCUCGCGAAUGCUCCCUGUCAGAGUCGGAGUCAUCUCGUGAUUCGGCACUCCGUGACCUUCAGGACGAGCAUGCCGCUGCCGUUGCAAGAAAGGAGGCUGCGUAUGCGGAGGAUGUAGAGAAACUCAAAACUGAACAUGCGCGCCUCCUUUCGAACAAAGAGGAGGACUACAGAGCAAGGCGCGAGCAUUUGAAAUCCGAGCAUGCCACCGCCAUGGCUGUCCUCAGGGAGGAGUCGGAAGCUCGAGUGGAGCAGCUCACGAAGGCCCUGGCACGUCUGGAAGAAGACACAGCUGCUACAGUUGUGAAGUUGCGCGAGGAGCAUAUAUCCGCUACUCGGGUUCUGACAGAACAGCACGCAGUGUCACUGCUACAGAUCACUCGUGGCCACGAUGAAGAGAUUGCUCGGCUCAAGUUGUCGCAUACCUCUGAGCUCGACAACGCGGUUGCAAAGGCUCAGGAAGAAUACGCAUCUCUCCUCACCUCCCACGCAGCAGCAAUCGCGAAUCUUGAAUCUGAACACCAGAUGUCACUCGCCGUAGUUCAAGCGUCCCUUGUCGCUACUCAAGAAAAGCACGCUUCCGACCUCCAAGAGUCUCGAACAGCAAGUGAGCGCGUGCUUGCUGAGGAACGGAAACGCCUCGCUACCACUGUUGCCGGCCUUGAGCAGGAACACUCUGACGAGCGUGAUGCUCUCCGCAAGGAGCAAGAUCGUCUCCAUCAAGAACUAGAGUCCCACAAAGUCACGAUCUUGGAUGUUCAGGAACAAAAUGAACGAGGAGUGCUUGCAGAGAGGCAGCGUUCACAGUCGGCAGUAACUGAACUCGAGGAGAAGCACUCCGCUGAACGCACCACGAUGCGCGAAAGCUACAAAUCGCUUGCUCAGGAGCUUGAGGCUCACAAAGCUGCCGCAAGCGACUUUGUGGCAGUGCGUGCACAGUACGAAUUGGCCGUGUCCGAACAGACGACCGCGAUGUCAUCCUUGGAAACACGUUUGGUUGGUGUACAAUCAGAGAAAGUAGACCUUCAGGCACAGAUCACCAAACUGAUGGCUGAACUGGAGAAGACACGGUCAGAACGGGCCACGUUUAUCAAGGAAGCAUCCAAACGCGAGUCAUUGGUUGACGAGCUCGACAAACAUCGCUCCCUUAUCGCUGAGAUGCAAGAGAACCUUCAGCGCGUUAAAGACGAGAAAGAUAACUUGCAAGUGGAGAAGAAUAAGCAGGAGACUGCUUUGCGCGACAUGCAAAUGCAGAUUGCACGCACGCCGAUCGCCCAGGAGACCUCGACACCACGGGCAACACCUGAUCGCAAUAUCUCUUUUACUCGUAUCAACGGUAUGGCCUCCAAGCUUCCUCCUCCCACACCCCCGCCAUCCAUGCCACCGCCACCAGCGCCGAAAACUCAGGAAUCCCAGUUCAGUUUAUCUACUCAAUCUUCCACUACGUCUUCGAAAGACUCUACCGACUCUUCUGCUACGUCAGUCGCCUCUGUACUUGCACCAAACGGCCCUCAAGUGGACUCCAAGGCCAUCGCUGCCAAACUCGAGGACCAAGCGAAGUAUAUCGAUGAACAGGAGGUGAUGAUCAAAACACUCAACAAACAGCUAUCUCACUGUGAGAGUGAUUUGGCUACUCACAUGGAUCUCGUGAGUACACUAGAGACAUCCCUGAGCGACUCUGAGAAGAAUCUCCGCAAAGCGCGCAUGCAAGCAACGGAGCUUGCGAGGGAGCGAGACUUGCUCAAUUCCCAAAAUGAGGGCCUUCGUAACGAGUUACAGGAAGCGCGCCGUGAGGUUGUUACUGUUCGGAAAUCGAUUGUGGAAGAGAAACAAUCCCUCGAAUCGCGUCUUGACGAAGAACGACGUGCGAAGGAACGUGCUCGCGCGCAGCUCGACUCUCGGAUGGAGGAAUUACAAAAACGGAAAUCGAAGUUUGCCUGUCUAUAG
Molecule: messenger RNA, 5952 nt
Organism: Suillus subaureus
Lineage: Eukaryota; Fungi; Basidiomycota; Agaricomycetes; Boletales; Suillaceae
Product: kinesin domain-containing protein
Exons: 9
Coding region: 1-5952 (1983 amino acids)
Biological process (GO): microtubule-based movement; mitotic spindle organization
Molecular function (GO): microtubule binding; ATP binding; microtubule motor activity
Source: RefSeq, a predicted model, not a curated record